This is a messenger RNA of Rhizophagus irregularis DAOM 181602=DAOM 197198, 1405 nucleotides long. The record is from RefSeq and is a predicted model, not a curated record. Lineage: Eukaryota; Fungi; Glomeromycota; Glomeromycetes; Glomerales; Glomeraceae.
AUAAAUAUGAAUAGGGUAAUUUUUUUUUUAUUUAUUUACCUUUAUUUCAAAAUGAUAUACAUGUUACAAAUAUGGAAAUAAAAAAAAAUUUUUAUCUUCCCACAUGAAGUGAAACGAAAUAAAAUUUUUUCAAAAUGUGCUGAUUUUUACAUAUAUGCAUGUGUUUCAUAUACUUUUGAUUUUCAAUUAUCGCAUUAUUUUAUUUUUUUUAAUCGUAUUUGUUUUCUUUCAUUGAUUUUGAUUAUUAAAUGUAUUAAAAAUAUGCAAUCAUUUGUUUGCCACGUACACUCAUCAGAUUUAUUAGUUUCCUUAGCUUUUGGUAAUUUUUUCCACCUUUUAACGGCUUUAAAACUUUGGCAUCAGUAUCCUAGUAAAUGUUGGGCUGUUCACUUCUUUUUUGGGCUUUAUGGUCUUUUUGUUUCUUUCUUAUAAUGCCAUGCUGUUUCAUCAUUUUUUUCCAUCACUGUUUCAUCUCCUAUCAUUCUUUUUCUAUCUCCAUUUUAUUCCAUAUAUUCUUUCAUCUCCAUUUCGUCCUAUAUCAUUUUUUCUAUCACCAUUUCAUUCUACACCGCUUUUUCAUCAUCAUUUCGUCCUAUCAUCACCAUUUCAUCUCCUAUCAUUUUUCCCACCACUAUUUCGUUGCCUAUCAUUCUUUUUCCAUCUCCACUUUGUUCCACAUUAUUCUUUCAUUUUUCAUCUCUAUUUCAUCCUAUCUUUUUUUUUUCAUUGCAAUUUUGUUCUAUAUCACUUUAUCAUUAUCAUUCGUUCAUCCACCAUUUCGUCUUAUAUCAUUAUUUCUAUCACCAUUUUGCUCUAUAUCACUUUUUUGUCAUCAUUUCAACCUAUACCAUUCCUUUAACUACCAUUUCGUCUCCUAUCAUUUUUUUCUACCACCUUUCGUUCUAUAUUGCUUUCCAUCAUCAUUUCAUCCCAUAUAUACUGUUCUUUUCAUUACUAUUUCAUCUGAAUCAUCUCCUAUUGUUCUUUUCCAUUACCAUUUUGUUUUAUAUCACUUCAUCAUUAUCAUUUCGUCUCCCUUAAUCACCAUUUCAUCCUAUAUAUCACAAUUUCAUUCUAUAUUGCUUUUUCAUCAUCAUUUCAUCCCAUACUGUUCUUUUCAUUGCUAUCUCGUCUCCUAUUGUUCUUUUUCCAUUACCAUUUCAUACUAUUGUUUCUUAUUACUCUUUUUGUUCUUUAUUGUUCUUUCUUAUUCUUUAUCACUCAUUUUGUCCAUUAUUAUUUAUUUGACUGGGGUGUUCUCAAAAAUUAAAGAUGUACGCAAUUUUUUAGUCGUGUAAAAUUACAUAAAGUUAAAUAAAAUAUUUAAAUUAGUUAUUGGUUAAUUAUAAUCAUGUGACACCGGUGCUGACCACCACUCCACCAGUGGUGAUAAAUAACAAACUUC